UUAAUCAUGUUUUUAAAAUUACAUGUUUAUCCAAUUUCGCUAUACGAAUUCAAAUUCAAAAUCCAUACGAAUCAAUUUAACUUAAAUACCUAGGUCUCUAGAAGCGGUUUCGAUAAAACGGUAAAAAGAUGUCUAUGAUAGUCGCAGCCAGAAGUCAAUAAUAGCAAUAAAAUAGGUACAUUGAGCAAAAGAAGCUCAGCCGCCCUAGCCCUGCUCCAGCUUAGCCGAAGAGAAAAGUUCAGUGGCCGCCAGCGCCGGAGCGGCCGCCCAGCGACUUGGUGCGGUGAUUACAUCGCUGCACAAUGAUAAACACGCCCGGGGUCUCAACUAGUUCGUGAGUGAUUCUAUGUAGGUAUUGUAUACGAAUUCAAUCCAUGGAAUUCAUCUUAUUUUGUAAGUACAUACGCACCUACUAGAACGAGAAGCAAGAAUCGAAACGAGUGAGAAGUACUUUAAAGCGCGAGCGAGUAGGAAAACAUGUUAUGUAUUAUUAUUUGAACGUCGAAUGGGAGAAACCUGCGUGCGGGCCUCACGGGCCCCGCCCCGCCCCCGCGCCGUCCCCGCGCCGCGCCGAUCAUAUGUUCGCCGGCGAGGCUCGCAGCGCCGGCUGAUGGCUCACUGCGACUCGGGCACUCGCCGUCGUCGCAACACAACGCGCACUCCUCCACGCCGGCCGCUCGCGCACGAUCAGCUGUCCGACCACAAUACGCCGACACCGGCCGCGACGCGAGCUGUCAAUAAGCCGCAGUGCGGUGUAACAUGGAGCUGCUGUGCGCGGAGCGGGUGAGCCCCGAGAGCGGCGAGAGCGUGGGCCGCGCAGUACCGGCGCCGGCGCAUCGGGCCGCCGCGCCCGACCCGGUGCUGCUGCGGCGCCGCGUGCUCGACAACCUGCUGCGCACCGAGGAGCGCUACGCCGUCACCGCCAACUACUUUGGCACCGUGCAGGCUGAGGUCACGCCGCACAUGCGCCGCCUCGUCGCCGAGUGGAUGCUAGAGGUAUGCGAGGAUCAGGGCUGCCAGGAGGAGGUGUUCCCGCUGGCGAUAUCGUACUUGGAUCGGUUCCUGAGCGUGUGCGCCGUCAGCAAGAGCCAGGUGCAGCUGCUGGGCACGGCUUGCCUGCUGCUUGCGUCCAAGCUACGCGAGCCCGGCUCCCGCGCGCUGCCCGCGGAGUUGCUCGUCUUCUACACCGCCAACAGUAUCACGCUCACCGAUCUCUGUAGUUGGGAGUUGCUGGUGCUGUCUAAGCUGAAGUGGGACGUGGCCGGCGUGACGGCGCACGACUUCCUGCCGCUGCUGCUGUCGCGGCUGCCGCUGCGAGGGCUCGUCAACACCGAGAUGGUGCACCGGCACGCCCAGACCUUCAUCGCGCUCGCUGCCAGAGAUUACGAAUUCACGUUGUACUCGGCGAGCACACUGGCGUCGUGCAGCAUCGCGGCGGCGCUGCGCGGCCUCGGCCUAGACGGCCAUCUGUCACGGCUGCACGAACUCACGCGCAUCGAUUUGGACUGUCUCCAGACAUGCCUUGAACAGAUCGAGGAGAUGGUGCAGAACAUGAUAGAAGAGCGUGUGAGUGUCCCAAACGGGCAGACGCGCGAGGCGGCGGGCUGGACUCCGCCGCCGACGCACGACAAGGCGCACAGUAACGCGGCCACGCCCACCGACGUCAGGGACGUGCACUUCUGAGCCGUCACCUGACCACCUCGCCGCCACCACCGGCCGCCACCAGCCCCGGCUCGCGGCCACUGCGGCCACGGCGUGUGCGCGGACGAUUGCUUUAAUUACGGUGCAUUAGUACGAAAAUACUUUAAACUAUAAAUCUUCAAAUGCGACCGUGAUGAAGGACUGAACCCAAGACUGACAAUCAUAUGUCUCUAACAUAGGUAAUUUUGUACGUAUCUUACUAAUCGCAACUUGCGCAUACAUAAUAAAUAAGUGUAAGCCCUGUGUGCUACUUGUAAUUUGCCUCUAGUCUGUGCGUUCACUAAAACUGUUGCAUUGAACGUGUUUACUUUAGAUAAAACUUUCAGUUCUAGUUAAUACGGUUCUUGAAAUUACAAUCUACCUCUUUAUAAUUUAAGCUUCUUUUCACCUGCCGAGUGCUCUUAAAUCUGUAAUAGUUUGCCAAUAAAAUAGCUGUUACAAAUAGUCAUUACCUUGUUACAUGUUCGAAUGGGACCAAAGUUAGCUUCACAUUUUCUUAUUUUAUAACAUGAACUGACUCAAUCCUUCAGUUGUUUGUAAUUAAUAUAUAAAUAGUUAUAUGGAAUUAUUAUAUAAAGUGUACGUAAGAUAUAUUUAUCAGCUGAUUCAAUCACUGUUAGUAAAUGUAAGCCGAGGUACAAUACCUUUAUACAGCUUACUUCCAAUCAAGCAUUUACAAUAUUAGAAGUUCAAAUUGUUAUCAUACACAAUAAACUUGUGACAGAUUUGAGUUUAAGAAGUCCCUACAGGGAUAACAACAAGUUCCACCAGACUUAUGUUAUUGUAUCGGGGGAAGGCAAUAAAUUACGCUUGUGUAUUGUAAAAACUAAUGUUACAUUCAUUACCUACAUAUUAUAUUUUUAAUACAGUACAGAGUCAGAACUAUGUAUAAAAUUAGCCGUUCAUCUGCAAAUAAUAUUUACAUAAAGAAUAAAAUAAAAUAGAUAUAAUGUAGACAAAGGGCUGUAUAUUUUUUGUUUUGGUAUUUCUCUUAUAAAACUUAUGUAUGUAAGCAAAUUGAUUUAUAAACUUGUUCCUUACAUAUUAGUUGAUAAAAUAUUGUGAUAAGUGUUAUAAAUGUUGAUGUAACUUCGUAUCAUAGUCACUUCCAGUCAUAAUAAUUAUAUUAACUUACAAGGACUAUGCAAGACCAUUUCGGAUUCUAAACGAAAAUUUAAAAACAAUGUGAUCAUGCUUAAGAUGUUUAGGUUAGCUCUUAGUAAUAAAGUGACGCGAUCGUUCCUACGUUUGAACCAUCAGAACUAGACAUAGACAUACCUACAUGCAAUAGUCAUCAUGUUCCACUAUUUUGUACUUAACGUUUCGACUAGACUAAUUAAUGAUCGAAGCGCUCGUAACUUUAAUUAAAAUUGUGAUAUAAUAUCUUCAUAUUUAGUUAUACUUAUGUGUUAAUUAAUUUAAGUACGGGUGGCGUAGGCAAAGGUGAAAAGAUAUUGCCUUUUAAAAACAUUAAAUAGGAGUUACUUUUAUUUUUAAUAUAGUUAAAAAUUGCACUCUGAUAAUAACGUGCACUUUAUUUUUAAAUAGAUAUAUAUAAAGUAAACAAGAAAUCACUCUUAAUGUCUUCCAUGGGUAUAAGAGAGUCGAGCAGUGUUAGCAUAUCGGGUGAAAUAUGUUUCUAAGGUAUUGCGUUUAUAUUUUAUAGUUUUCGUAUUUCUUGUUAUAUCACAUACGCCUGAUUGUUCGUACAGAAUAUUAGUUUAACUAUGUAUUUAGGUUCUGGUGUUGAUGUACAUACAUUAGAGUAAAAUGUAAAUAUAUUGAUAUACUAUAUAGAUAUGCUGUAAGCAUGUGGUGCCAUAAGUUACGCUACUUAACCAGUAUUCUUAAUAAAGAACACACAACACAUUUCCGAUAGUUGACACAACAUGUCAUAGAUGUACACCCGACAAUACUAACUACAUAUACGUAUUUGACUUGCACAAAUUUGGUUGUGGAAAAUAUCUACCUGGUAACUAAGUGCCGCAAUAGUAAAGACAUUGUAACCUGCAACAUACUGCCUGAUAGUAAUAUAUGCUUAAUAUAUAUGAUUGUAUAUAAACAUUAUGUGGGAAAACAUACGCAUUACGAAGUUAGUCUUAUUUUAACGCUAUUUGGCUUUUGGACUGGCUCUUUCGAAAUAGUGUAAGAAAUUUAGUGUGUUUAUUAUGAACUAGAAAUAUAAAAAUGUUAGAGAAAAUGUUAUUUUCCUAAGUGAUUUAAAACGGAUGAGGAAUGAAGGCUUUAGAGCUGCACAGCUCAAACAAAGAUGGGCUUUGAGCGAUUUAUAUGGAUAUACUUUAAUAUUAAUAUUAUAAGGACCAAAAUUCUAAAAGUAAUUAUGACAAGAACAUUUUCAUUACUUUGAUUUUAUAUUGUGAUUUAUUAUAUUUAAGCGACAUUGGAUAUAUGUAGUAGAAAUUAAGUCGUUGAGAAUGUAAAUAUCUACAGAAAAAGUAAUAAAAAAUUCCAAAAUACA
Molecule: messenger RNA, 4180 nt
Organism: Trichoplusia ni (cabbage looper)
Lineage: Eukaryota; Metazoa; Arthropoda; Insecta; Lepidoptera; Noctuidae
Product: G1/S-specific cyclin-D3
Exons: 5
Coding region: 760-1683 (307 amino acids)
Biological process (GO): regulation of cyclin-dependent protein serine/threonine kinase activity; mitotic cell cycle phase transition; positive regulation of G1/S transition of mitotic cell cycle
Cellular component (GO): cyclin-dependent protein kinase holoenzyme complex; nucleus; cytoplasm
Molecular function (GO): cyclin-dependent protein serine/threonine kinase regulator activity
Source: RefSeq, a predicted model, not a curated record